AUGGAAGCAUGGACAAAAUUAAAGAGAAUACCAUUAAAAAUAAUAGGUCAAUGUGGAAAGUGCGAUAACUAUGCUGCUUAUUAAGUUAAACAUGAACUAUGUUAGACUGAUUAUUUUUUAGAUAUGAAUGGAUUUGUAAGAUGUUCUAAGAGAUUGAUUUCAACUCCAAAAGAUAAAUGUUGUAAAUUGAGACAUAUUACUGAUUAAAUAUUUGUUUGUCCAUAUUGCAAAGGAAAAUUUCAAUUAAAUUAAUUUCAUAAGUUUAUUCAAGCAAUAAUAAAAGGUUUAGAUUAUGGUAAUUUACCAUUAGAAUCUAAAGAUAUCUUAUUAUUUUUUAAAAGAGUUUUUGAAGAGUUUUCUAAAAUUUAUUAUAAUUACUAAGUUCUUUAACUUAAGGGACAUUCUGAAUCUCCAUUUGUAUGA
Molecule: messenger RNA, 423 nt
Organism: Paramecium sonneborni
Lineage: Eukaryota; Ciliophora; Oligohymenophorea; Peniculida; Parameciidae
Source: the annotation of a GenBank genome assembly